AUGACAUCAGUAUCAAGAUUGCGGAUAAGCAAUAUUUUACCGCCUAUUAAAUGCUCUAAUUGUGAAGAAUAUGUUCAAUUAUCAAAGAUGGGAGAGCAUAUAUGCGAGAAAACAAGAGAGGGAUAUCAGGAGAAUUUUAAGAAUUAUGGGUAUUCAUCAUCAUUUCCUGAGGCAUCUAAGUCACCAUUGGAGCGGAAUAAAGAAGUGAAUGGAAUGGGUUUAUAUACGACAUCGCAUAAUAAGUCAGUUUCUUCUAGUGAUACAGGGUAUAAGGAGGAAGGGAUAGAUAAGAAGGGAUAUCGUGAAAAACGGCAUAUUUUUGAGCGGUUAAAUACAAUUACACCGGGGCCUUUAGGGGUAGGGGAUGGUUCGAAUUAUAGAGAAGGAAAAUGUAUGGAAUCGGAGAGAUCAAGUAAAGAUUUUAUGUUAAAAAAAGAAGUACACGAUAAAAGUUGGAAAAAACGUAGUGCUAGACUUCAACCCUAUCGAUGGCCUAAUAGUGCAUCAAGUCAAUCUUCAAUAUGUACGUUUGAUUCAUCGCCAAUUGAGAAGAAUCAUGUGGAAUUGAUGUCUCAAAGAAAAAAUAAGGAAUAUAUGGAAAUUAAUUAUGAACAAAUGAUUUCACCGACAUGUGAAAAUAUUGAAAAAAUGUUAACAUUGAAAGAUAAAUCGAAUUUAACGGAAUACACGAGAGAUAGGAACUCAUUAUGUUCAGAAAAGAAAUCGAAAACAAAAAACGAGAAUCAUAUACGUCGAAAUUCCAGGAAAAAAUCGAAAUUUCCGGAUGAAAAUAGCGAAAGAUAUUUGAUAGAAUGGGCGCGACGAGAUAAAGAGCUUUCUUCAAAAUUUAUUGAAAAAACACCCAAUUCUAUUAUAUCAAUUCAAGAAUUCAACAAUAAAAAUAUACAUUCAAAACCAUUUAAUGAAAAGAAGAUUUAUAAUAACAACAAGCAUGGUCAUUUUUUUGAACGAAAUAGCAAUUCCACCGCUUUUUCAACAUCUAGUAAUAUUAGUCGAGAUGGAAAGAUAUCUUCGUGUUCUAUAUCAAGCCCUAAUUCUGAAAUUUCUGUAUCAACCCUUCAAGAACAAAAAGGUAUUUCUAAAAACGAAUUACAUGUAAAUUCAUUUGAUAAACCGCUCAAUAAUAUGGAAAAUCCUCUUUAUAUGUCCCAUGUUCGUUCUGAUGAUACACUUGCAUUUCAUAUGAAUAAUACUCGAAAAAAUAAUGUCAAAAAUAAAUAUUUAUCUGAUUUUUAUUGCAAAAAAUGUAAUAAAUAUAUUGAAGGAAAAUCGAUUCGCUGUUCGGAUGGAAAAAUCUCUGGUAGAUUUCACCGCGAAUGUUUUAAAUGUUUUAAUCCGAACUGUCAAAAGUUAUUCACUACUUCAGAAGUUUACGUUUUUGAGGGCGAACCAUUUUGUUCCAAACAUUAUCAUAUGCUUAAUAAUUCCUUGUGUGCAGCAUGUGGGGAAGGUAUAGAAGGCAAAUGUUUUCAAACAGAAACCAAUGAUAAAUACCAUUUUUAUUGCUUUACAUGUUACUCUUGUAAAAAGCCUCUUAAUGGCGAAUAUUUCGAUAUCGAUGGAAAAGCUUAUUGUGAAAAGGAUGUUGCUAAACUCCUUACUCUUAAGAUGCUUCCAUAUCAACGCUUAGAAAAACGGGAAACUAAAAUACUUACUAUGGGGGUAUUUUAAUUUAUUUUUUUGUUCAGUUUU
Molecule: messenger RNA, 1713 nt
Organism: Pneumocystis carinii B80
Lineage: Eukaryota; Fungi; Ascomycota; Pneumocystomycetes; Pneumocystales; Pneumocystaceae
Exons: 6
Coding region: 1-1692 (563 amino acids)
Source: RefSeq, a predicted model, not a curated record